CACACAGCACACUUCAGUUUGUUUCCACUACUCAGGGGAGCAGGCGGUCUUCUUUUAAACUACAUUGAUUUCUUUUAUACCAAACGAUAACUAAUAAUAUAUGAAUUGGUGAAGUGAUUGGACUUUUAAUAUGGCUAAUAAGAACUUCUGGCUUGUCUGUCUUUUGUUUGCGCUCCUGUGCCCAUUUCAGGCCCGCACAGUGAGCGCACAAGAAGUGGAAGAUGUUGAAAGCAAAGAGGAUGUUGUAGCAGAAUUUGGCGAAGCAACUGAGGAAGAGGGAGAAGUACAAGAAACUGGUACAGAAGAAGAGGCCGGUGAAGAGGCAGAGGAGGUGGAUGAAGAAGAAGCAGAGGAUGAUGAUAAUACUGAGGAAUCUGUAGAGGAAGGCACAGAGGAAGAAGAGGAGGUUGAGAAAGAAGAGAAGGGCACUGAAACAAAGGAGGAAGAAGCAGCAGAAGAUGCGGAAGAGAAAGAAGCAGUCAAAGAAGAAGAACCAGAGGAUGCAGAGGAUGAUGAGGAGGAGGGCGAAGCUGCUGAUGAAGGAGAAGAUCAAACUACUGUAGAAGAGGAUAUAGUUGAGGAUGGAGAAAAUGAGGAAGAAGAAGGGGAUGAAGAGGACACUGAAGAUGAAGGUGAAGAAGAAGCAAAAGAGGAGGAGGAGGAAGAGGAGGAAGAAGCAGUGGAGGAAGAGGAGGAGGAAGAAGCAGUAGAGGAAGAGGAGGAAGAGGAGGAGGAAGAAGCAGUACAGGAAGAAGAGGAAGAGGAGGAGGAAGAAACAGUAGAGGAAGAAGAGGAAGAGGAGGAGGAAGAAAUAGUAGAGGAAGAGGAGGAGGAAGAAGCAGAGGAGGAGGAGGAAGAAGCAGUGGAGGAAGAGGAGGAGGAAGCUGAUGAUGAUGAUGAUGACGACAUAGAAGAUGAAGAUGAGGAAGAAGCAGAAGAAGAGGAUGAGACUGAAGAGGAAGAAGAGGAUGAUGAAGAGGAUGAGGAGGAUGUGGUUGAAACUGCAGAUGAAACUGAAGAAGAGGAAGAUGAUGUCCCAGAUGAAGAGGAGGAAGCUGAAGAUGAAAUUGAAGAUGAUUUUGAAGUUAAAGGAGAGGAAGCCACAGCAGGUGGACUUGACUUCCAAUCAGGCUCAAUAUGUAACGUUUGCACAAUUUGUGAUUACUGCGCAGCGAACUGUGGCCAUUGCCCCUGUGAAGAUGGGGAUGAGUCAGAACCUUGUCAACAGUGUCAAGAAUGCACAUCCUGCUAUAUCUGCCCCUUGUUUUGUGAUACGAUUUGCUCACCAGGCGGCUUUGUAGAUGAGAUGUCAGGCUCCUUGUUUCAGACUGUCGCUUCUUAUUUUUGAACAAUGUGGAAUUAGAGAAGAUCCCCUUGCAGUCUUCAUUUCUGGAGAAAGCAAAACAUCAUUAUAGGAAUCUUUAAAUUGAAUUUGAAUAGGAUGUUUUUGUUUAUGAAUGAAUUGUACAGUAUUUGCUGAAAAACACGAUUUCUUCUUUGUUUCUGUAUUGCUUAAUUGUGGGCAUAUUUUCUGCUUGGCUCUUCUGGAAGUUUACACCCCAAACACCAGGUCACCCGGUACCCUCUCCUCUUGAUGUCCUUCUUUGUAAAACCUCUCAUAAGUGACUUAUUUUAAAACACAUUAUAUCAACUAAGGCUGUAUAACAGUUCUCUUUGUGUAUUAAGUGGUGUACAGUGGCUUUACUUUGAUCUCAUAUAAAAAGACCCUUUGGAAUUUUAGGUUUUUUUUUUUCUUAAUAAACUUUGCUUUUUCUUA
This is a messenger RNA of Boleophthalmus pectinirostris (great blue-spotted mudskipper), 1777 nucleotides long. RefSeq lists its product as uncharacterized. Bases 131 to 1348 code for a protein of 405 amino acids. The transcript is spliced from 6 exons. The record is from RefSeq and is a predicted model, not a curated record. Gene Ontology annotation, molecular function: calcium ion binding. Lineage: Eukaryota; Metazoa; Chordata; Actinopteri; Gobiiformes; Gobiidae.